This is a messenger RNA of Cicer arietinum (chickpea), 1391 nucleotides long. The record is from RefSeq and is a predicted model, not a curated record. NCBI's taxonomy places the organism in Eukaryota, Viridiplantae, Streptophyta, Magnoliopsida, Fabales, Fabaceae.
AAUGACAAUCAUUUGAAAGAAUCGAGUUCAAAUUCUGAAAGUAAUCAUGUGUAGUUAAUUUAACUAAUGUUUUUCAUAAUUUUACGAAUGUUAUGUUUAGAUGGAAAUUGGUCAAAUACGAGGUUCAGCGUUUUGUCACCGCCAUGGCCAUGGACAUGUUCGGAGAAAUUUUGGUAUCUCACUGUCUACAACACCAACGUUAUUCUCAACAAAAUCUGAAAAUCGCAUGUUUAUUUUAGGUAUGGGAUUUGUGGGUCAAACACUUGCGCGCAACCUCCAAAAUCAAGGAUGGGUUGUGUCUGGAACUUGCACUACCCAUGUGAAAAAGAAGAAGCUUGAGGAUUUGGGAUUUCAUGUUCACCUUUUUGACGCAAACCACCCUGAUUUGAGUAUCCUACAACGACUGAGAAAUUAUACUCACUUUCUUGUUUCUGUUCCCCCUGUUGUCGGCAUUGGCGACCCGAUGCUUAAGCAUGAAGAGCUUAUAAGAAGCUCGUUAGUCAAUAGCGGUCUUCAGUGGCUCUGUUACUUGUCUUCAACUAGUGUCUAUGGAGAUUGUGAUGGUGAAUUGGUAGACGAGGAUUAUCCCACAAAUCCGGAAAAUGAGCUGGCUAAACUAAGGUUAACUUCUGAAGAAGGCUGGUCGAAUUUGGCUCACCAUCUUGGGUGCUCGCCGCAAAUAUUUCGACUGGGAGGUAUCUAUGGCCCUGGUAGAAGUGCCGUCGAUACAGUAAUCAAGCGGAAGCCCUUGUCAGAAGGCCAGAAGGGGAGAAAAUACCGAAAAUAUACGUCUAGAGUUCAUGUCGAUGAUAUCUGUCAGGCACUUAUGGCUGCUAUAUAUGCACCUUCUUCCUCCAGUGUUGGGCAUGUCAUUUUCAGGGUAGUUUACAACAUUGUUGAUGAUAAUCCAGCUCCAAGGGAACAAGUUUUUGAAUAUGCAAGAAAAUUGGUGGAGAAAAAGUGGCCAGGCUUGAAGUUACAAUCUCUGGAGCAGAAAGACUGGUCAAUUAUAAAAACUAGAAAUCAAAGGGGAGAGAAGCGAGUGUGUAAUGCCCGUAUGAAAAAGGAACUUGGAGUGCAAUUACUUUACCCUGAUUACAGGUCAGGUUUGCAGAGUAUAAUCGACCAGAUCGAGAACCCUUUUCAUUGUUACUGAUCAUAUUUUGAUCAAGGUCGCUCCAUCCCUGCCAACUGAUUCAUUUCCAUGUCCAUUAUAAAUUUAUAAUGAUUCAUAUCACAUGUUUCAGUCACAUAUUUGACAAAUGCCAAUGUAAUAAUUUAUGUUGAACAUGGAACACGUCGUUAUAGUCCAUCCUUUUUCAUUCGAGUAAGUCUAUGGUUAUAUAGACACAAUUCAUGUGAUAAGGAGACGAUAUGUUUUUAUAGAAAAA